AUGGACCUAAAAACCCGCCCCGCUAUUACCAUCUCAAACAUCAAAACUUUCAUUCCAAUCACACUCGAGAUGGAAACCAGUCAAUAUUCCUCAUGGGCUGAACUCUUUAAGAUACAUUGCCGUGCGUUCCAAGUUCUCGACCACCUCUCUCCCCGCAUAACCGAUCCUCCCGCUGCUGCUUCUACCGAACCUUCUAAAGAAAAAGAUUCUGCCAAAACCGAUAAAACCGAUGAUGUUUGGGAUCGUCUGGAUGCCAUAGUCCUACAAUGGAUCUAUGGCACCAUCUCUAGUGACCUACUAAGUACCAUAAUCCGUCCCGAUUCCACCGCAUGUUAUGCGUGGACCGCCUUGAAACGGAUUCUCCAUGACAACCAAGCCACACGCUCCGUGUUGUUACAACAGAAAUUUUCAAACCUUAAGCUUUCCUCUUUCCAAAACAUGUCCGCGUACUGCCAAGAAGUGAAGAUAAUCUCCGAUCAAUUGGCAAACGUUGGCUCUCCCGUUUCCGUUCCGAACGAAACCUGGUGA
Molecule: messenger RNA, 528 nt
Organism: Helianthus annuus (common sunflower)
Lineage: Eukaryota; Viridiplantae; Streptophyta; Magnoliopsida; Asterales; Asteraceae
Exons: 1
Coding region: 1-528 (175 amino acids)
Source: RefSeq, a predicted model, not a curated record